Messenger RNA from Podarcis lilfordi (Lilford's wall lizard), 9995 nucleotides. NCBI's taxonomy places the organism in Eukaryota, Metazoa, Chordata, Lepidosauria, Squamata, Lacertidae. The record is from the annotation of a GenBank genome assembly.
UGAUUCGGGGCUGCGGCGAGCCGAGCUAGUGCGUCCGGGAGCGAGCGCGAGAGAUCGAGGGGUCGGGAGACCGAGGAGCAGCAGCAGCAGCAGCAGCGACAGCAGCAGCCGCAGGGGACGCCGGGCAGCAGCCGCAGCAGCUCUCGAGGCGGGGAUCGUCGCGAAGCUGCGCCGCGAUGUCUUCUCCGUCGAAGGCGAAGGAGGUGUUCUCGUCCGACGAGGAGGGCCCCGCCGCCGCCGUGCCCGAGGAGCGGCGCCCCGUCAAGGUGUCCAGCUUGCCUUUCAGCGUCGAGGCGCUCAUGUCCGACAAGAAGCCCCCUCGCGAGACGGGCGGCGGCGGCCUCGACGGGGCGGGCUUGGGCACUUCCAGGAACCUGCUCUUGCCGGGUCACGGCGCCAGGGAAGCGGCCAGCCCCGGGGGGCUUACAAAAACCUUCGAGACGUCGUCGGUUAAAUCCGAGAACUCCGAGGACGGCUCGUCGUGGAUCCCGGAGGCCGGCAGAUACUCCCCUCCCCCAAGUGAGUCUCGGGGUCGGGAGGGUUGCGAGGGAAAACGUCCCUCGGGGGGUGUGGGAUGGAGGGGGUGUGGGUAGAGGGGAGGAAAUAGUUAGCAGGACUCUUUCUCCGGCCGUCGAGGGACCAGCCGCUUCGCCGCAGUCUGAACUCCCUCCAGAUCCGAACUUUCGGGGCAGCAGCAGCAGGAGGGGAGCGAGGCGCUGCGCCGGAUCCCUCAACCUAGUGUCUCGGGAAAGGCGCUUUUGCAGGGCGAAGCAGAAAGCCCGAUUCCAGGGAACAAGGAGGGAGCCCUUUGAACCCCAUAGCCAGCUUUUGCGGCCAAGCCUUCAUUUGGUUUGCAUGUAGUAAGGAACAGAGGAAUGACCAAAGAAUUCCGCGCGCUCCCGCCGCGAUCUUCCUUAGGCUGGACCCGCCCGGAACUGUCCAAAAAAAGCCUCCGGCGGCCGAGACGCCUCGAGAGCCGGCUGUUCCAGCGCCAGCGACCCUCUCCUCGCCGCAUUAGUCAUGCCUCCUUCCAGCUGCCGUUGGCAAGAGGGAGAUGGUCUUGCGCUACCGCGUCUAGGCUGUUUCCCCCCAUCCCCCAGGAUGAUGGAUCGCAGUAGAAUCUCUCCUUUCUGUCGCGACGUCUUUUCAGUGACUCUCGCCUAGUUCAGUCAUUUUAAUUUUUGCAGUAGUUCACCCCACCCCCCGCGCUGUCUUCUCGGUAGGCAAAAACCUGGCAAGGCGGGGAAUCGACGGUGGUUUCUUCUAAUUUCCCUCGGUUGCCUCUCCUGGUGCACCUGCAGCAGCGGGAGCAGGCAGCCUCCGGCUCCUCCGCGCACCUCGGGCUUACUCUCUUUACAUUUAACUGCGCGCCUCUCUCAAUGGGGCCCAUGUAGGGCCUCCAGACUUAGCCCAGGGACAAGUUUAUAAAUGGGGAAGAUAGAAGCGGGAAAGAUCAGCCUUCUUGUUUCUUCCUCACUAGUCGAGAACUGCCAGCUCCAUUGAACCUGGACGGCAGUUUCCAGGCUGUGGGGAAAUGCGCUCCGUGACAGCAUCGCCCAUCUCUUUGGCUUUCAAAGGUCUCUUCGCUUAAGGAGGUUUCUGCAAACCACAUUGUUUUGGAGCACUAGUUUCCUGGGACAGGUUUCUGGACAGUUUCCCAAUGUUCUGAAACCUGUUUUAUUAUUAUUAAUAUUUUAUUUAUAAUUUUCACCAUUAAAAGAGUUGAUAAUAACCCAAAUACCAAUUACACAUUUAGUUUUGACUUUCCCCCAUCCUUUCCAUGGCUCACUUAUUUUCUUUUCCAUUACAUAUUCUAAUUAAUCCCUAUAUUUUCAUUUUCUCAGUUUUAUAUCUCAAUAAUGGUUACUGCUGAAUUUACUCUGCUACUGUUACCUUUUUAAUAUGCUUACAGUGAUUUUCCAAAUACAGUCAACAAAACAUUUCCAAUCUCCCUUAAAUAUUUUUUCAUCUUGAUCUCUUAUUCUGUUUGUCAGUCUUGCCGCAAACAUUCUGAAAUCUGUUUGGAGUCUGAAAAGUGUGGCUUCCUUCCUCGCCCCCAACCAUGGCUUUUCUUAAUGCCUUUGAUCCAUCUUUAUUUCAUUUUCUACGAUUUUCUCUUUACGCUCAUAACAGAGUUCUUGAUACUGUUGUGCAAGUGCAUGCACACAUCUGUCCUUAUCGCAACCCACCUCUGCUUCAUCUCAUUCUUUGGAUAUUGGGGUGGUGGUGUUGAUAAUGGAAGGCACUGUGUUUCUUUUAAUGCUAAAUGGGUAACUGUGGCCAUAGUAACACCUAUAUUUUCCCCCAGAAGCUGUUCCUCUCUCGGAAAACAUUUUGUAUGCAGCAGAAAAAUAGUAAAUUGAUACUCUGGUUGUAAGUCUGCUUAAUUGGAAAUAAAUUCCACUAAUAGAAAUACGAACAAAGAACCUGAUGGAACCUUAAAUGUCUGUUGUGGCAUUUGCUUUCAUAGGCCAGAGUUCAUUUCAUCCACCACAAAGUGGGAUCUCUCCCAUGAAAAACUUGUACCAGAACAAAUGUGUUGAAUACUUCCACCGCACACUUUCUUUUAAUGCAGAUUACUUCCAUCUAAGCUGAACCGGAGUACAAGUUGCUAUAUUUCCCCCCCAGAUGAUGGGAAAUGGGUGGCAAGGAAGAGUUGUUCUCAUCAUCUCUGUUUCUAUACCAAUUUUUCUCCGCUAGCAUUUGGUAAAGGUCCCCCCAAAGGCAAUCAAGGCCUAGCUUUUUCUUUUCUGCGUUCCCUUGCUUUGUUGCCUCAUCCUGCACACCUUUGCUCAGAUGUCAUUCUCACUGAGUUAAGUGAGACUUAACUCCCAAGUAAACUGGCAUAGGAUUACACACUGACCACGGCCACCCCAAGGCCAGAAAAUUGCUGUUUAUUCUAAAUCUGAAUAGCAUCAUUAUUGAUAGUGCAAGCCUAACCGUGUCCACUCUGAAUUCAGCAGGACUUGCUAUUAUGGAGUUUAUCCCCAGUUAAGUAGCAUUAGGAUUGCAGCCACAGACUUCUUACCAGUUUCCCUAAGCAAUCAGAAACUGUUUGUAAUUCUAAAUACAAAUAGCUGGCAAAGGGGUUUAUGAGUGUGGGUUUGUUUUAACAAAACGAAGCAUAUUUAAGUAUCCACUGGAAUUUCAGUGUAUUUGUUUAUAGCUUUCCACAGAAUUAUUUCAUUUCUGUGGUGCUUUUGCCUGCCUUUGGGUUUCAGGACAUGAAGCCAACUUGGGUUAAGAGAACACUCAUCAAAAGAAUCCAACUCCCAUCUUAAGACAACUUCAUUUAAAAGUUAUAGUUCAUCUGAUUUCAAUGGAAAUUUCAAUGGAAUGCGUUUCCGACUGAAGAAAAGUUAAGGGAGUGAAAAAAAUCCCAGAGGAGCUUUCUGAAUAGUGGAACUGCCAUUCUUUAGUGUCUAUAAAAAAUUUUACUAAAUUGCUUUAGACAGUGUCUCAGGUCUGGUUGACUCCAAAACUUGUUUAUUUUCCGCAUAAAAAAUAGGAGUUAUCUAGUGAGAGUAUAGCUUUCCUGGAUAAUAAAAUAAAAUGAAAGUCACUUCAGGAAAAUAGUAAAAGGAGAGGAAAUAGGAAUGGCGGGUUUUAAAAAAUGCACAAAUAAGAUAUUAUAGUACAAAAUAUGAUAUAUUCCUGUAUAAAUGUAUAGGGGUAUGCUGAUAGUAAAGUUAACAUUGUAGAUUCUCAAUAUCUUUGAAACUGUUGCACCACAUGACAAAGAGGAGUGGGGAAAUUCAUCAGAAAUAAAGGGGAAAUGGAUUAAGGUUUUCUAGGUGUACAGACAGUAUGCAUAGUUAGGAGAUCAUUUUUGAUUAUAAUUACAUAGAUUUUAGUAUAGGCAUCUCCCCCUUGAUGCAGCAGCUGUAAUACUGUAUUUUGAAAGUUCCUGUUAAAGGCAAAAGUUAAGAGCACCCAUUAUCUGGAAAAGUAUUUUUCCAAAUAUUAUCAGAUUGAAAAGCUGUGCUUUCCCUGUUACCACUUAAAACAAAUGGCAUUUAAUCUGCCCUUCUUCACAUCUAGAUCCAAGGAUACAAGCCUAACAGAACCUCCUUUAUUAAAGCUGCAAUCCUGUGCACACUAAUUUGGGGGUACGCUUCCAUGAAACUCCGUGCUCCUGUAUAACUGAAUAAUUCUCCUGGGAGACACUGAAACUUGUUUUCAUGGCGCCUUAAAGAGAUUAUGCGGUUUGCAAAAAAGCAAUUCCUGAACUUCAGGAGAGUGUAUUGUUUUCCUGAGCAAUAUCUAGUUGUGCCUAUAGAAAUAAGCCUUCUAAUUAUGAUCUUUGUUCAGCUACAAAUAUGUGUGACAGUUAUUAGCAAAUCAACAUGUGCUUUAAUUAGUGCGGGCUUGGGAAAGAUGGAAUGCUUCUCUUAAUAUGUUCCAAUAACAACACACUUGUUGCAUUAUGUAAACGAUGAAUGUCAUUCCUAAAUACCAUGCUACAAAUCACUUAUCUUUGGGUAUCUGGGUAAAACUUAAUUUACAGCACGAUCCUAACAUAAGCAUGGGAUAAAGCUGUGAGUGAAGUUACUCUCUCUACCCAUUCUCUGCAUGCAUUCACACACUUAGGAAUCAACCCCAUUGAUUUAAAUGGGGCUUCCUGACACAUAAAUGCAUAUCCAAGCUCAACUUCACUGUAUUUUUCACCCCCUAAAAAAAAAUCACCUCCUUUAAAAAAACCAAAAAAAGAAAAAAUCAGAAGCAAAACAUUAUCCCUUCCAAAUCCUUACUGUGACAAUAGUACCAUUUAUUCUGAAAUGUGCCAGCUAUUUAAACAAUCUUAGGUUUAAUUCUAUUCUAGACAGCGUUUGCCUUUUAAACCAAUAUUUCCCACAAAACUAUUCUGAAAUUCCAAAACCUGCAAUCCUAAACAAGCUUAUUAAAGAGUAAGUCCCAUUGGAAAGUGCUUAGUGAACAGACAUAGAAUUAUACUGUAAAUUUGCAAGUGGUCUCUUUAAGAUUGUGAUGUUCAUCACAAGUACUUGCAAGUCCCAAUAACAGUAUAUGCUAAUUUCAUGUCGAAUACAGUCUUAGGAUCCUGAUGAUGGCAAUUCCUAUUUAUGCCUUUCCCUUGCUUUUCUCAUAGCCUUGCUGAGCUCUGAAAGUCCUGCUACUGAAAUGUAAAUUAUGCUUUAAAAAGAGUCGGGACUAUUACUAUGUAAAUUACAGGCUUUGGGUUGUAAUGGAACAAGAUAUGAAACAAAUUCCACUGCCUGUAUUAGCUACAGAUGUUUGCAUAUAUAUAUAUAUAUAUAUAUAUAUAUGUGUGUGUAUGUGUGUGUGUGUGUGUGUGUGUGUGUGUGUGUGUGUAUAUAUAAAAGCAUACAUAUGUCAUAAAAAGUACAUGUUGAAUCAGUGUGUCGACUUCCUUUUACAUUUUUUGUUGCUGGCUUAGAAUACAGAGAUCUAAAAUGGUGGUGGUGGGGAGAACCGUCAAGACUUUGCUCCCAGAUCACAAGUCUACCAUUGAUUUCAAUGAAAGGCUUGGCAAUUAGCGCAGUUACGGGGGGGGGGGGGGGGAACCUUGUCGGACUCCCUCAGGCAAAGCUUCAGCUAAACUGUCUGAUAAAAUACGUAAUUCAUGCUGGAUAAAUCAUAACAACUCGUGGCUGAGGAUGCAUUUAUUUCUAUCCUAUAUGAAACUUUAAAAAUCAAAAAACCCACAGCCAACUACUAACUCAUUCCUUUAGUAACACGUUCCACUUCCCACUUCAGUAAGGGCCCCUAGAAGUUCUUGCUUCUCCCGAUCGUACUAAGAUGAGCGCAUUGGGGGCAGGUUAUGCACCUGAUUUUCUGACCAGAGGUUUUCAGAUGCCCUAGACUUUUUGUAGGACUCUUCGCUAGGAUACCAUACAUAGAGGGCAUUGUUGCACAAAAGAAGGGUGACCAGCUGUUUUGGCAACAGUCUUGUUUCAGUAAGAUGGUAUCUUUGCAGUAGAUUUUUCGUUAAAGCUCUCCAUGAGGUUCUGCAAAGGCCUGACAGUGAUAUGGGGAUGCAGGUGGGCUGUAAUAUUACUGUAAUCGCAUCCUAUAGCAUUCAGGAACACUGGAGCAGCCAACAUUGUUGCCAUGUUGACUGUUGUUAAGGAUAUGAGACUUGUCAGUGUACCUUCACAGUCCUCCAUCUGCUCACCUUAAAUCUCUGUAUCCCUUACAGCAGACGUGAGCUUAUCAGAUCUCCUUUGUUUUUCACUAGAUCUGCCGGCCAGAACCAAGUGCUAAGGACAUACAAUUAGAAUUAAAGAACAAUCUGGGCUCAGGGAUUUGUUUUCAGUACAAGAACAGAGCUUACAGUUCUUUCACGCAAAAGUCUACUCCUCUUUGGUUUUCUUAUUUCAGCAGAUGGGGAAAGUGGCUGUUGCUAUUACUAAAUAAUUGGUCUUUGGGAACCCUUAACCACCUACUGGAAUUUGCCCAGAGAUCUCUCAGUAAAUCCUGAUCUACAUUUUGCCCAUCCUUGCCUUACAGAAACAAAUACCCAUUGGAUUCCUGCUGGUGCAAGGAGUAGAGCAUAGCAGCAGAGCAUGCAAUAAUGCUUUUAAAAUAUGUGUAAAACUUGCUUGGUGGAUUCUAAGAUCCUCACUGAGUGAGGGGUAUUCUGUUCUGUUUUCUGUCUGUAUACCCAAGAUUUUUUAAGCAUACAAUUUAAAACGUAAGAUGUGAAUGUAACAAAUACAUAUAUUGUGCAUGCAGACUCCUCAGGCACCUGCAAUCAGGAGUAGUGGGAGUAGAUCAGUCUCUUGAAAGUUGGACAUGUCUGAUUUAAAGCAUACAAAGAAAUGUAAUAGAUGGAUCAUUGCUUUGAUCCCGCAUCACAUUUUUUAAAUAGGGGGCACGGUAGUUUCACAGAACAACAUGUGUCUGCUACAGCCAGAUUGCAAACAUCCACAUUAUAAGCAGAAAUAUAGGCUAUCCCUCUUAAAGCUUAACGUAUCAUUCCCAUCUUCCAUUUUAAAAAAGGGGUCCUUCUUGGUGUGUCAGAAUUUCCUGUAUUCUGCUUUCUUUCAUAUUUGCCCUCCCAUAAACAUAAUCUCAUGCGUUCUUCUUAAGCCAACUGUCUUAUCUUAGUGUUUUGAUGUCCGGGGGCUGGGCGGUACAAUUGGGCCUGGUUGCCUUUGUGCAGCCAGUAAUGGACUAUUCUGCUUGUUACCAUCGUCAUCAUAUUUUUAAAAAACUAUUAGCAUGCGGCCCUCACCCCACGUACGUAAGAGUCAGAGCCAUUGAUUUAAACAGGACUUGCCUCUGUGUAGACAUGGCUAGGAUUGUACUGCUAUUAUCAUUUAUACCCCAUUCAUUUAUACCCCAUUCAUUUAUACCCCAUUCAUACGCUGAAGGGACGCGGGUGGCGCUGUGGGUUAAACCACAGAGCCUAGGACUUGCCGAUCAGAAGGUCGGCGAUUCGAAUCCCCGCGACGGGGUGAGCUCCUGUUGCUUGGUCCCUGCUCCUGUCAACCUAGCAGUUCAAAAGCACGACAAAGUGCAAGUAGAUGAAUAGGUACCGCUCCGGCGGGAAAGUAAACGGCAUUUCCAUGUGCUGCUCUGGUUCGCCAGAAGCAGCUUAGUCAUGCUGCCCACAUGACUCGGAAACUGUAUGCCGGCUCCCUCGGCCAAUAAAGCGAGAUGAGCACCACAACCCCAGAGUCAGCCACAACUGGACCUAAUGGUCAGGGGUCCCUUUACCUUUUACCAUAUGCUGAAAAGGAGAGAAGAAGCUGCUUUUGCGACAUUUGGCAGUGAUCAUCCACCUCCCCCCCCCCCCCGCUCCCAGCUUUGGUAACUGAUCUUUGUUUUCCUUUCCAGGACACCUGAGUCCCACAGCCUGUACACUGAGGAAGCACAAGACCAACCGGAAGCCCCGGACACCUUUCACCACCUCCCAACUGUUGGCUUUGGAGCGCAAAUUCCGCCAGAAGCAAUACCUCUCCAUUGCCGAAAGGGCUGAAUUUUCAAGCUCACUGAACCUCACAGAGACCCAGGUCAAAAUCUGGUUCCAAAACCGGAGGGCCAAGGCAAAGAGACUGCAGGAAGCAGAGCUGGAGAAGUUGAAAAUGGCAGCCAAGCCCAUGUUGCCAUCUGGCUUUAGCCUUCCUUUCCCCAUCAACUCCCCUAUCCAGGCGGCCUCACUCUAUGGAGCAUCUUAUCCCUUUCACAGACCUGUGCUUCCCAUCCCACCUGUAGGACUCUAUGCUACUCCCGUCGGAUAUAGCAUGUACCAUUUAUCGUAAGAAGAUCAGAAAGCAAAGCAGCGGCGCAAUCAGAGACUUUCUGGUGGAUCUUGCCCAGUUCAAGAGUGCAGUACAAAAGCCAAUUACUGGUCAUUUUUCUGCAUGUUUGUAUGUGCCUUAUCAAGUUUAUAGGAGUUUGAAACAAAAAGCAGAGCCUGUAUUCUGCAGGCUGGGGAACCAGCCAGGUGUGAUCUCAACACUUAGAAUCUGAUCCUGAAAGAGAAGGGUUGGGUUUUUUUUAACAUACAUGCUUAAAGUAAUAUAGUUUGUUUAUAUACUGCACAUGGGGGUGGGGUGGGAAAGGAAUCAAUACUUAAAUCAUGCAUUUUCACAGCAUUUCUGUCCGUUCCCCCCCCCCCCGAUGUUUGCAGUGGGGUGUCAAACCAUGUUUUGUUUUUCAAAAUAGGAGCAGUUAAUUCUUUAAGGUGAGAAAGCUGCAGCUUGAUCCUAUGCAUGUUUACUCAGAAGUAAGUCCCACUCUGUUCAGCGGUGCUUACUCCGCGUUUAAAUGUGGCUGUAGGUACGUUCCCAUGUGUUGUUUGACUUGGUGGGGGAAAUUUAGAUAUAAACGUGGAUUUUAUUUCUAAGACCAACUUUGGAAAUAAAAGCAGACUUUCAAGUAGAGGCAAGGAGUUAGUUUCUGCAUUUCCGGUUGGGUUCUUUGUUACAGUCUAGGCCUUAAAUGGACGUGUAAGCAGUUGGAGUAUCUUGAAUGCAGAAUGCUGGGCCAUCCAGCAAGGCAGUCUGCAAAUAUUUGACCUAGAGUAGUUCCGUUGGAAUAAAUGGGAUUGAUCCAGAUAAAGGGACCUACUAUGCAAAGGAUUAAUGACAAUGAUAAUUUUAUUCAUCCUUAGUUUGCAGCUUAUUCUUGCUUAUAAGACAUCAGAUAAGGGGUUUGUAUGUAUGCAGUGGCCAAGAAGGCAGGCCGAGAGCUUGAGAAGAGUUCUGUCCUGAUCCCGUUCUCCCCUGGUUUGCUUCAGAAUUGCCACUUACAGUCAAGUACUUGACUUUUGGAACGAUAUCAGGAGGGGAAACAAAAUAGAGGUAUGAAGAAAAGAGGUGUUGCUUUUCAGAAGUGUCUGUGUGUGUGUGUGUGUGUGUGUGUGUGUGUGUGCAUGUGUGUGUGUGUGUGUACAUGUCUGCAUUCAUGUGCAGAGAGACUAUCAAAACCGUGUUGCAAAGUUGUUUUGUUUUUAUUGCAAUAUUCUGUGUUUUAACCAUUAUUAGCUUAUAGAAAUGAAUUUGUGCUUAAAUGUUUCUUGAAACACCCAUAGAUCCAGGCAAACAAACAAACCUAUGGGAACUACAUAGUGCCACUGACUCUAAAUACAGGACCCACCUUCCCAGGCUUUUAAUAUUUUUUUCAGGCUGGAAGAGUUCUGUUUAGUGUACUUGGUACUAUAAUAACCCAUUUUUAUUAUUCUAAUUAUUUUAUUAUUACUAUUGCUAAACUUCAUGGUAAAGUGUCUAUAGAGGGCUGUUGAAGACAGGACUUCUCAAAGAUGUAUUUUUGGCAUGUUUAUAAAAGAAAAAGGGCCACACUAUUUGUUUUGGAGUUUUGUUUUGUUUUUGCCCCGCUACAAGCUGUGUUGUGAACCUUAUCCAUUAGCUCAGUUCUACCCUUUCACCCCCAGCAUAUUAAAAUCCCUUUGAAAGGGAUGCCUUGUACAAUUUUAUAUAUUUUAUUGAAGAUUUAUUAUUUCUUAUCUCUUUUAUUUAGAAUUAAAUUAAAAAACCUUGUUUAAUUGU